Capra hircus (goat) is the source of this 5005-nucleotide messenger RNA. It is a transcript of the gene FRMD5, whose product is annotated as FERM domain containing 5. The coding region runs from base 206 to 1918 and encodes 570 amino acids. The transcript is spliced from 14 exons. The record is from RefSeq and is a predicted model, not a curated record. Gene Ontology annotation, cellular component: cytoskeleton. Gene Ontology annotation, molecular function: cytoskeletal protein binding. NCBI's taxonomy places the organism in Eukaryota, Metazoa, Chordata, Mammalia, Artiodactyla, Bovidae.
GAGUCCGGCGUUUGCUCUGGGCUGGGGGAAGGCGGUGGCGGAAAAGGAGGAGGAGCCGGGCCGGCAGGAGGCAGCGGCGGCGAUCGCGCUGGGGUGAUGGUGCAGGUGCUUGGGGCCGGCGCGGAGCUGCCCGGCUGAGGGGCGCCUGGUCCGGGGUCCGCAGCGCCGCCGCGUCUCUCCCGGAGGCGGGCGGGCGGGCGGGAAGAUGCUGAGCAGGUUGAUGAGCGGCAGCAGCAGGAGCCUGGAGCGCGAGUACAGCUGCACCGUGCGGCUGCUGGACGACAGCGAGUACACCUGCACCAUCCAGAGAGAUGCCAAAGGCCAAUACCUGUUUGACCUUCUCUGCCACCACCUGAAUCUACUGGAGAAAGACUAUUUUGGGAUCCGCUUUGUGGACCCUGAUAAGCAGCGGCAUUGGUUGGAGUUUACAAAGUCUGUGGUGAAGCAAUUGAGAUCCCAGCCUCCGUUCACCAUGUGUUUCCGUGUGAAGUUUUAUCCUGCAGACCCUGCGGCCCUGAAAGAAGAAAUAACCAGGUAUUUAGUCUUCCUGCAGAUCAAAAGGGAUCUCUACCACGGCCGCCUCCUCUGUAAAACAUCAGAUGCUGCCUUGUUAGCAGCUUAUAUCCUUCAAGCGGAGAUUGGGGAUUAUGACCCAGGAAAACACCCCGAAGGCUACAGCUCCAAGUUCCAGUUUUUCCCUAAACAUUCAGAGAAGCUGGAAAGGAAGAUUGCUGAGAUUCACAGGACAGAGCUCAGUGGUCAAACACCAGCAACUUCAGAGCUGAACUUUUUAAGGAAAGCGCAGACAUUGGAGACGUACGGAGUGGACCCCCACCCAUGUAAGGACGUGUCAGGAAAUGCUGCGUUUCUGGCCUUCACUCCUUUUGGGUUUGUUGUUCUGCAAGGAAACAAGAGAGUCCACUUCAUUAAAUGGAAUGAGGUGACCAAGCUGAAAUUUGAAGGAAAGACCUUUUAUUUAUACGUAAGUCAGAAAGAGGAAAAGAAAAUUAUUCUCACAUAUUUUGCUCCAACUCCAGAAGCCUGCAAGCACCUCUGGAAAUGUGGAAUUGAGAACCAAGCCUUCUACAAGCUGGAGAAGUCAAGCCAAGUGCGCACAGUGUCCAGCAGCAAUUUAUUCUUUAAAGGGAGCCGGUUCCGAUACAGCGGCCGAGUUGCAAAAGAAGUAAUGGAGUCCAGUGCCAAGAUCAAGCGGGAGCCGCCAGAAAUACACAGAGCGGGGAUGGUCCCCAGCCGCAGCUGUCCCUCCAUAACCCAUGGCCCAAGGCUGAGCAGUGUCCCCAGGACCCGCAGGAGAGCUGUUCACAUCUCCAUCAUGGAAGGCCUGGAGUCCCUGCGGGACAGUGCCCACUCCACUCCGGUACGUGCCUCCUCCCACGGGGACACGUUCCUGCCUCACGUGAGAAGCAGCCGGGCAGACAGCAACGAGCGAGUCGCCGUGAUUGCAGACGAGGCUUACAGCCCUGCGGACAGCGUGCUGCCCACCCCCGUGGCCGAGCACAGCCUGGAGCUGAUGCUGCUCUCCCGGCAGAUCAACGGGGCGACCUGCAGCAUCGAGGAGGAGAAGGAGUCUGAGGCCAGCACCCCGACUGCCACUGAGCUGGAGGCCCUCGGGGGCGAGCUGAGGGCCCUGUGUCAGGGGCACAGCAGGCCGGAGGAGGAACAGGUGAAUAAGUUUGUUUUAAGUGUCCUCCGUUUGCUCCUUGUGACCAUGGGACUCCUCUUUGUUUUGCUCCUCCUCCUGAUCAUCCUUACUGAGUCUGACCUUGACAUUGCCUUUUUCCGCGAUAUCCGCCAGACCCCCGAGUUUGAACAAUUCCACUAUCAAUACUUUUGUCCCCUCAGGCGAUGGUUUGCCUGCAAAAUCCGCUCAGUGGUGAGCCUGCUCAUUGACACCUGAGAAGGCAUGAAUCCUCCCAAUAACUAGCCAGGUGGACCAAGGAGCCCGGCUACCCAUUCCCAGCAAUGGGGCCCAUCGCGGAACCAUCGGCACAUGUUCCAAGUCCUCCUCUCAUGACUCAGAAAGUCUACAGCCUAGGAGGGUCGUUUCCUAGAAGAAGAAAGGGGAUAGGCACACGCCUUGUCUAAACUAACUGGGAAAACUCAUUUCCUUCAGAGGUUCUCUCAAGAAAGGCUCAGCAACUCCGUUUCUCAUCCUCCCAAUUUGCAGGAUAAUUUUUGGUUCUGGAUUUUGAUUUUUCAUAGAUGUGUAUUAUUUUGAAGAUAUCAAAAAUAAUUUAUUUUGUUAUUACUGAUUCUCACAGUAGUGUCACCCAGCAGACAAGACACUAGUUGAAGACUAGAGGGCUGUCGUCUUCUGUUUACUGCAGGAGCUUCCCUGCGGGGGGCCUGGCAGACACAUCACUGCAGCCUCAGCGGGGCAGGUCAGGGGCCUGGACAAUGGGGGCUGUCUAGGUUUUCUUCCCAGACAGAGCUUUUAAAAAAAAAAGUAAACAUCCAUGUAGAAUGAUUAAAUGGAAAGUUGCUUCUUAUGACGGUCUGAGUUGGAUUUUCUUUUCAUUUCUUUCAAAUCUGAGCAGAGUGGGCAUCUGAAACGACCACUGCUACAGCAGCAGCAGCAGCAGCAGGGGUAGGGUAAGUCUGUCCCCUUAGACUAGAUCCUAGGGAGCAUCACCAUGAGUUCUGUAUCAUGAACUUAGACUCCUGUGACUUUUUUCUAAGGACCUCAAGACUUUUACAGUGCUCCAGAAGCAAUAGGUAAAUUCAGUGGUGCCAGGGGUAGACAGCACUGUCAGACGUUGGACUAAGUACAGUUAACAGAAACCAGAGCUAAGGUACCGGAGAGACUGUUGAGAUCACACAGCAGUACUUAUUUUGUACACCCCUCUCCCUCUAGAAAAGACUAUUUCAAUUUAUAUUUUAACAAACAAAAUAUUAUUUUCUUAUCAAUUCACCUUUUGUUUUUACUUUAUGGAGUAAGAAAAAUAGAGCCUGAUGAACUUAAAAGAUGCAAGAAAGAAACUGAUCCUGAGAAUGAAAAGCUUCAGAAAAUAGAAUUCCAAGAUCAACCAAAACAGCCUUGGAAGGGACCAGGAAAAGAAUCUCUUUAAAUAAGAGUUCUAACAGAUGCCUCCAAAAGAAGGUGAACGUGGCAGAGACCAACACUUAGCUGUAGAAACACUGCCCCCUAGGGUCAUCCUCUGCACCAGGAAGAUGAAAGCUGUAGGAAAACGCUGGCUGUCCUGGCUGAGAGCCGUGGAAGCAGGCGGAAGCGUGAAGGGUGAGUGUGGGGUCCACGGCCCAAGCUCCGCAACACUUACAGCCGCUCACACACAAGAACUUGUUUUCAUCUCAGGGAGAGAUUUCCAAGUCAUGUGGGGCUGGAGGACGUGGGUAGGAUGGUCCGUGGACAGAUUCCUGGGGCGCGCAGGGCAGAGAGAGUCGUGUGCAGGUCUGCCUUGCCCUAGUGUGUCCUCUGAGGUGGCAGAACCAUAUCCACGUACAGAAUACAACAGCCAUGGAAUAGACAGUUCCUUUUUAAGGUGGGCAUUGCGAAAUUUUAAACGCCCUUUUAUCUAGAUCAAGGGUCGGCAAACUUCUUCUGUGAAGUGCCAAGUAGUAAAUAUUUUUAAAUUUUAGGUUUUGAAGGCCGUACUCUGUGGCAACUACUCCACUCUGCUGUCUGAGUUCAAAAACAGCCACAGGUAAUGUAUUGGAACAGAGCCUUGCUCCUUUAUGCAGUUUUUAUUUAUAAAAACAGAUGGUGAGCUGAAUUUGACCCACAGGCCAGAAUUUGCCAACCUCAAUCUAGACAACAGAACUGUUUCUUACCAGUGUGUGAGCAGGAGGGCCAGCUCUGCUGUGAUUCCUGACAGGUAAAGAUCCAGGAUCAUUUCCUAGUAGAGGCGCUGGGCUGGCUUGUUUAAAGGGUGCUCAAACAACCAACCAGCAAAGAGAUACCUGAUGCCACGAUGAGCAAGAUCAAGUACCGUAAUGCUAAUACGCAGCCAGAAUCGAAGCCUAGAAGAGGAGGGGCUGUCUGAUCAUUUCCAUACCAGCAACAAUUUGGGCAGAAUUACAAACAUCUGUUUUCCAAGUGACAAGACAAAACCUGAGGGAGAUCCUAGUCAAGAUUAGGGAUCACUCAGAACCAGACAGCCACUGCCACUUGUCAUCUACACAGGAAAGGCUUUACUAGCAGAGGACUUCAGUGAAAAGCAGACUCAAAGAGGACAAGGCUGUCAGGAGACUCGGGGCUGUUUUACCCUGGAUAUCUACUGUCUUAUGCAACAUAGCAGAUUACCUUUUAGUGUAGUGUUCCUACCUCAGUCUGUAGAAUAUGGUGUUUCUAUGCAGUGAGAGCCUGAACUCUGACCUUUCAUAUUCACAUUAACGAAAGAUGCAGUAUUCCAUAUCUUGGUAUGUUACUUGUAUCUAGAGUUCCAACAGUACAAUAGUCCACACGACUUCCAACAGCGGGAUCUGCUCUCUGAACAGAAACUUGUGGGUUAUUUUUUUUCCAGAGCUUAUCCUACCUACAAAAUACAGAUAGAUAGAAGAGUCUCCUUCAAUUUGCUUUUCACAUAAUGCUUGAAUAACAAACCUCCUCUGUUGGUGACUAGUCUUUUUUGCUAUCUCCCCCAUCAUUAAAAGUUGUUCACGUUUUUUAACCUAGUUUUACUGUGUUCCACUAUGUCUAUUUUCUCUCAAAAUUAGUUUGAUCUCAUUGUAGAAAAAGCAAUGGUUUCCAUAGCUUCAUCUAUCAGAGGAAAUAAAACUCUUACUGAAGAAUAGUGUACUGCAUCUUUAAGCAGUAGAAGGUAAACUACCUGCAAAUGUGAAUUUCUUAGUUUCAUUAAAAUAUAUAUAUAUAUAUAUAGUUGUUAACCUUUCGUGUGCCAAAAAUUCUAAGUUACAUUUUCCUUCAAAGCAAUGUACUUUUUUCUACAUAUGCAGUAUGUAGUUAGCAUAAAAUCGCUGGUGCCAUGAAAAUUAUUUUUAAACUUAAAUAAAUAUUUAAAUAUCA